Aspergillus pseudonomiae is the source of this 826-nucleotide messenger RNA. RefSeq lists its product as uncharacterized. NCBI's taxonomy places the organism in Eukaryota, Fungi, Ascomycota, Eurotiomycetes, Eurotiales, Aspergillaceae. The annotation marks the transcript as partial. The transcript has a single exon. The record is from RefSeq and is a predicted model, not a curated record.
UCGGUUAAGUAAAUAAAUUCUCAAGUGAUCGACUACCUUAGAUAAGUCAGGCAAUUGAUGGCAGGGGGGGUAGAAAUGUGGGUGGAUAUCUGCCAAACGGUACGAACAAUAUGGAAUCGAUCAAGGGAGAUGAUCAAACGGGGAUUGAUAAUCACUGAUGGUAAUAGCGCUAUCCCCGUUCUAGGAACCCAGAGGAGAAUGAGCUUCAUAUGGAUUCCGAGUAAGAAAUGAAAUCAAAUCAAAUUAAUCCAAGGAAUUUGGACCGAGAGCAUCCCUUGCCAUUGGGAGCGAGCAUGGGCACAAACGCGCAGCGAUGGGGCACAUGAUCCACUAUGGAUCGCCAAGGGCAAAAGUCCUGAGCGGACGCAACUCAACAUCCUGACUAGUGUAGUAUGUUGGAGGUGUAUCAAACUUGUCGGAGAGUGCUGGCGUAAGAGCCGUUUAGGUGGACUGGUUGACGAGGGCCUGGAAGCGAGAGAUGACGCCGAGCCGUGGAGCAGGGUUCCGCUCCUGGUUACCACCCAUGGACGAUCAGUAUCUGAAUGGCAAAAGUCAAUCGGCUUCUGAUGUCUCCUCUGACUCUCCAGGGUAUCUGGAUCACUUCAGACAUGAAACCUGUUCGCAGACUCUCCACCCGUAGUUUAAUUUACCCAUGCGGACAGAGUUCACGUAUGGCUAUGUCUCUACCGCAAAGCUUCGAGGAAAGAAACACCACCACAAUGUUUGAUAUAUUGCCAAGAGUGACCGCCCACCAUGAAUGAGCGAGCUUGCAGAGGAUAGACGAGCGCAAGCAGCCAAUGGAGAGCUGCCCGCGACAUCAUCCGCC